This is a messenger RNA of Pseudozyma flocculosa PF-1, 1302 nucleotides long. RefSeq lists its product as uncharacterized. Gene Ontology annotation, biological process: carbohydrate metabolic process. Lineage: Eukaryota; Fungi; Basidiomycota; Ustilaginomycetes; Ustilaginales; Ustilaginaceae. Gene Ontology annotation, molecular function: hydrolase activity, hydrolyzing O-glycosyl compounds. The record is from RefSeq and is a predicted model, not a curated record. The coding region runs from base 1 to 1302 and encodes 433 amino acids. The transcript has 2 exons.
AUGGGCCUCUUCUCGAGACAAGCAAAGCAGGCGCAAGAGGAGCCGCGCGCCCUCUCCGCUCUCCAGCUCCAGACGCUCCAGUACAGCAGCAGCGUCGCUGCUGCCGAGCCAAAGGCGCCGCGGUCGACCAAGCGCGUUGGCAGCGACGACGACGACCAACGCCGCGCCAAGCCGCUCAACGACCGCCUCUCGUACUGGCUAUUUGUCGGCCCCGUCUUCCUCGGCAUCGCGGCCGCCGCCGCCAUCAUCGCGCUCGGCGCCAUCAAGACGCUGCCCAAGGACAAGUUCUGCCUCGUCCUCCACGAGGACUUCUCCUCGGGCACCCUCGACCCGGCCAUCUGGCAGCGCCAGGUCGAGACGGGCGGCUGGGGCAACAAGGAGUUUGAGUGGACCACCGACAGCACCAACAACUCGUACAUCCAGGACGGCAUGCUGCACAUCGUCCCCACCCUCACCUCGGACCAGCUGGGCGAGGCGGCCAUCAUGGACGGCUACACGCUCAACCUCACCCACAACGGCUGCACCGCCUCGAACCAGUCCGACGCCUUCUGCGCCGUCAAGUCCAACGCCACCACGGGCACCAUCCUGCCGCCCAUCCAGAGCGCGCGCCUCAGCACCAACAUCAGCACGGCCAUCAAGUACGGCAAGGUCGAGGUGCGCGCGCGCAUGCCCACCGGCGACUGGCUCUGGCCCGCCAUCUGGAUGAUGCCCCGCCACGACACCUACGGCGGCUGGCCCUCGAGCGGCGAGAUCGACAUCAUGGAGGGCAAGGGCAACCGCCCCAAGAAGCGCACCGACGAGGACUCGAACGUCAUGAAGUCGACGCUCCACUGGGGGGCCCGACCCGGGCGCACGUACAAGGGCCGCCGCCUCUACCGCGACUACUACGACCAGUCCUUCCACACCUUUGGCCUCGAGUGGACCGACAAGCACAUCUUCACCUACGACAACUCGCCCGUCUUUAAGAACUUUGCCAUGAAGUGGGUGCAGGGCGGCUUCUGGAAGCUGGGCAACUGGCCCCUCUACAGCGCCAACGGCACCACGCUCCUCAAGAACCCGUGGGGCUCGAGCGUCUCGGCGCCCUUUGACCAGGAGUUCUACCUCAUCCUCAACGUCGCCGUCGGCGGCGCCAAUGGCUACUUUGAGGACGGCAAGGACGACAACAAGCCCUGGCUCAACUCGGCAUCCAACCCGGCGCGCGAUUUUUGGCUCUCGCGCAACGACUGGCUGCCCACCUGGCCCAAGGACCCCGCACAGCGCGGCAUGGUCGUCGACUGGGUCAAGAUCUGGCAGAAGUGCUAG